Messenger RNA from Clunio marinus, 548 nucleotides. Lineage: Eukaryota; Metazoa; Arthropoda; Insecta; Diptera; Chironomidae. The record is from the annotation of a GenBank genome assembly.
AACCGUGAGCUUUUCAUUUCACCAAUGUGAUUGUUGGUUUUAUAGACACAAAAAAUAAAACGUACAAUUCCGAUUUAAGAAAGUGGAGUGCAAAAAUUAUUAUAACUUUGAAGAAGAUUAAGAAACUUACGAAGAACAGUUGCAGGAAAAAAACUUUACCGUGGCGAAACAUGCAGACAGAGUUUAAAAAUACAUUGUACGCAAUUAUGAAGACAUUAACAAAUGGAUUACUCAAAUUUCUGACCCGAUUCUCAGGACGAAGACGAAUACAAAUCGACCACAAAAAGAAUCGAAGCCACAUCAAAAAUAGUUUCUUUAGACUGACCAGCUGUCAAUAUUCCAAGCACUUUGCUAUUCCUUUCACAUUUGCUUUAAUGCUUUGUGCAAUAUGCGAUGUUACAGAUGCCUGUAGAAGUCGGACAGUCAUUAAACCGCGUACGACACCAGCACCAACUUCUAGUCCUCGACCAAAUAUCACAUUCCACACUUAUAAAUGUCCGGAAGCUUAUGCAACGUGGUAUUGUCUCAACGGCGCUACAUGCUUCGCU